Molecule: messenger RNA, 545 nt
Organism: Gongylonema pulchrum
Lineage: Eukaryota; Metazoa; Nematoda; Chromadorea; Rhabditida; Gongylonematidae
Source: the annotation of a GenBank genome assembly
GUUGUUGGAGUGGGCAGACUGGUUGAAUUUGCGGAAAUGCCCUCAAACGACAGCCGAAAUGCAGUCGGGUCAAAUGAUUGUGAUAAUGCUGCUUCGAGCAACUCACAAGAAGCUUAUGGCAAAUGUCGAGAUUGCGGGAAGCAGCUGCAGCUGGGCGAAAUCGCAGUGAUGACAGACCAUGGAUCGCAGGAUGAUAUAUGGCACGUCAAUUGUUUCAAAUGUUACACGUGCAAUCAGAGGCUCGUAGAUCUUCUGUAUUUUUAUAAAGACGGUGUUUAUUAUUGUGGCCGUCAUUUUGGUGAUUCCGUUUAUCCGAGAUGUUCGGGAUGCGACGAGCUUAUUUUCUCCAAAGAGUACACAUUCGCUGAAGACAAAAGCUGGCACUUGGACCAUUUUUGUUGCUUUGGCUGCGAUAUGCAAUUGGGCGGCCAUCGUUACAUGAUGAAAAUUGAGCAGCCUUUUUGUUUUAAUUGCUAUCUAAAUCGAUAUGCCAAGGUGCAGGAAUUGCGGCAAAGUGUUACUGAAUCAAAGGUUCGUCGUUAAAA